AUGUAAUCCUUGAGUAAGCUAUAAGGGCGGGUUAAAUCAUGUGUUUAUAAAGUGGGUGUUUGAAUUUAUUCAGUUUGAAGAACGAAGGCGGUGUUGGAUUAUUUUUGAUGGCCGCACAAUAUAAAACUAUUCAUCCCGUGAAGUACUACCGCGAAUACUUGGCUCACGACGUGCGGCCGGACGGUCGCGGACUGCUAGAGUUCCGCGCUGUUGCCGUGAAUGUGGGCUCCAUCGGCACGGCUGAUGGGUCGGCCAUCGUGAAGAUUGGCAACACCGUCGUGACUUGCGGAGUGAAAGCUGAGCUGACGGCGCCGGCGGCCACGGAGCCUGGCGCGGGCUGGCUGGUCCCCAAUGUGGAGCUGCCCGCCCUCUGCUCCCCGGAGCUCCGCCCCGGCCCGCCCGGCGACCGGGCGCAGGCCGCCAGCCACUUCCUGGCGGAGCUGGUGCGCAACUGCGGCUGUGUGGACCCGCGCCGGCUGUGCGUGGCGCCGGGUCGGCUGGCCUGGGUGCUGUACUGCGACGUGGUGUGCCUGGACCUCGACGGCUCUCUGCUGGACGCCUGCACGGCCGCGCUGCUCGCCGCCCUGCGCACCGUGACCUUGCCGCGAGUGCAGUACGACGGCGACUCGGAGGAGACCUCGGUGCUGCUGGACCAGCGGGAGUCCCUGGACGUCCUCGCCCACCCGGCGGCCACCACCUACGCCGUGUUUGACGACGACACACUGAUCGCGGACCCCACGGCGGAGGAGGAGAGCCUGUGCAGCGGGCUGCUGACGGUGGUGGUGGAGGGGGGGCAGCUGUGCUCGGUGCACAAGCCCGGGGGCAGCCCCCUCACGCACGAGCAGCUGCAGCGCUGCAUCGCGCUGGCGCACCGGCGCGGCCGUGCCGUGCACAACCUGGUGCGGGCCGCGCUCUGCUCCCCGGAGCGCUGACGCUCCCACUCCACUGUCCCCUUCACAUGUAAUAAAUAUGUACUGAUAUCACUGUG
Bacillus rossius redtenbacheri is the source of this 988-nucleotide messenger RNA. RefSeq names its product exosome complex component RRP43-like. Gene Ontology annotation, biological process: U1 snRNA 3'-end processing; U5 snRNA 3'-end processing; nuclear polyadenylation-dependent rRNA catabolic process. Gene Ontology annotation, cellular component: nuclear exosome (RNase complex); cytoplasmic exosome (RNase complex). The transcript is spliced from 6 exons. Gene Ontology annotation, molecular function: mRNA 3'-UTR AU-rich region binding. Lineage: Eukaryota; Metazoa; Arthropoda; Insecta; Phasmatodea; Bacillidae. The record is from RefSeq and is a predicted model, not a curated record. Bases 108 to 932 code for a protein of 274 amino acids.